CUUCCGGUCGUGUGGAGAUAAGUGCGUGAAGAGCGGGUGGAGCCUGCUUACUCAACACAAACUCACUUUGUGGUCUUUUUUUCGACAAAAGAUGAAAGAAACAAUUAUGAACCAGGAGAAACUCGCCAAGCUUCAAGCACAAGUCCGUAUCGGUGGAAAGGGAUCGGCCCGCAGAAAGAAGAAGGUGGUACACAGAACAGCAACAGCGGAUGACAAGAAGCUUCAGUUUUCUUUAAAGAAACUUGGUGUUAACAAUAUUUCAGGCAUUGAAGAGGUAAACAUGUUCACAAACCAAGGGACAGUAAUCCACUUCAAUAACCCAAAAGUGCAGGCAUCCCUGGCUGCCAACACCUUCACCAUCACAGGGCAUGCAGAGACUAAACAGUUGACGGAGAUGUUGCCCAGCAUCCUCAACCAGCUUGGUGGUGACAGCCUGAGCAGCCUCAGGAGGCUGGCUGAAACCUUGCCAAAGCAGUCUGGAGAUGGUGGAGCGCCCCUUGCUGCUGGAGAGGAAGACGAAGAAGUUCCAGAUCUAGUGGAGAAUUUUGAUGAAGCUUCAAAGAAUGAAGCAAACUGAGGAGGACCAGCCUGACCUGAUUCAUAACUUUGUAGGUUGUGUUGAGCUGCAUCUGCCACUUUAUUUCAUUAAUGCACUGUUCCUGUGUUAUGUAGAUGCCUUGUGCAGGACCAUAACACACUCUUACUUGUUUUCUGGUAACUUGACUGCAUCACAUGUGUCACUCAACAUGUUUACAUUAACAAAUUUCAACACUUGCAGCUGGAAGAUGUAUUAAAGUUGUCAUGUAUGGUUUCUGUUACCAUGCCUUUCUGCAGUCUAAAUAAAAAUAUAGUUUGU
This is a messenger RNA of Scleropages formosus (Asian bonytongue), 856 nucleotides long. It is a transcript of the gene btf3, whose product is annotated as basic transcription factor 3. NCBI's taxonomy places the organism in Eukaryota, Metazoa, Chordata, Actinopteri, Osteoglossiformes, Osteoglossidae. The record is from RefSeq and is a predicted model, not a curated record. Bases 92 to 577 code for a protein of 161 amino acids. The transcript has 6 exons.